Messenger RNA from Scophthalmus maximus (turbot), 1173 nucleotides. It is a transcript of the gene rnaset2l, whose product is annotated as ribonuclease T2, like. Gene Ontology annotation, molecular function: ribonuclease T2 activity; RNA binding. The transcript is spliced from 9 exons. Gene Ontology annotation, cellular component: extracellular region. The record is from RefSeq and is a predicted model, not a curated record. NCBI's taxonomy places the organism in Eukaryota, Metazoa, Chordata, Actinopteri, Pleuronectiformes, Scophthalmidae. Gene Ontology annotation, biological process: RNA catabolic process. Bases 117 to 1001 code for a protein of 294 amino acids.
UUUUUAUUCAUAUAUACUGAUUUUAUUAAUACCUUCACCUCAUGUGACAUCUGUCAGGUUUACUUCCUCUAAAUAUUUACAGUACAUAUGAUCACAUCGACACAGUUUCAUUUCUCAUGUCAGUUUUGACUGAAGCAGCAGCAGCCGUCUGGAUCAUGGCGCCGGUGGAGACGAGGCGCUCGCUGCUGCCUGUGCUGCUCAGCCUGAUUCUGCUGCAGCUGGUCGUCACGGCAACACAGGAAGGAGCCUGGCACGACCACACACAUGGCCGCCCAGGCUCAGAGCUGCACGACCAAACGUCCUGCUGCUCCUGGAAACGCCUCGUGUUCACGCUGCAGUGGCCUGGAGGGUUCUGUCAGUCUUUGGACAACGAGACUCUGUGCAGGAUUCCUCCGAGCGCCAACAACUGGACCAUCCACGGCCUGUGGCCUCUCCGGGCGCAGCACUGCUGCAGCUGCUGGCCCAUGUUCCACUCGGACGUCCAGGAGCUGGAGGCGGAGCUGGCCGAACACUGGCCGUCCUUCGUGACGACCAAAACCAGCUUCAACUUCUGGACGGACGAGUGGAGGAAACACGGAGUGUGUGCAGCGUGUGUUGAGGGAAUGAACUCGCCGCAGAAAUACUUCCAGAUCUGCCUCAAACUACGAGGACGCUUCGAUGUUCACAAAAUGCUGGAGGACGCCGGCAUCACCCCGUCAUGUGAGCGACCCUACAAGGUUCCUGAGGUUCACAGCGUUCUGGCUCCACAUCUGGGCAACAAACACGAGAUCCAGUGUGUGACAGACGACAAGGACCGCGAGGUGUGGUUCCAGGUGAAGAUCCCUCUGACUCGCAACCUGACUGUCGGCUGCGAUCACCGCGGCGGCGGCGACAUCGACGGGGAUCCGGCGGCCGGCUCCAUUCCGGGACGGAGCUUCUCUCCCGGGCACCCCUGCCCUCCUCAGGUCCCGUUCUACUACUUCCCCAUAGACCACCAGCGGCCGCGGCGGCCCUGCGGCUGACGCAGAGCGACCUCGGCGGCGUCCACAGUUGGACACAGAAUGACCGCGACGUUCACGUUCACAUCCUGCUUCUGAAGCACAGAUUAAAUGUCAAACUUUUGUUUUGUUUGGUUGUUUGAUUCUCAACAUCAUCACCAUGAACACACAGGAAAUAAAAAUGAAUACAAAUACA